Molecule: messenger RNA, 1097 nt
Organism: Acipenser ruthenus (sterlet)
Lineage: Eukaryota; Metazoa; Chordata; Actinopteri; Acipenseriformes; Acipenseridae
Product: galactose-specific lectin nattectin-like
Exons: 6
Coding region: 97-606 (169 amino acids)
Molecular function (GO): signaling receptor activity
Source: RefSeq, a predicted model, not a curated record
AAUAAAUAUAAGUACUACAUUAACCCGUGUUUUCCUGGAUGUUUAAAUCUGUGUUUCUGCCACAGUCAUGAUUUCAAAGCCCUGUGAAGAAGCAAAAUGAAGGCUGCUUUUCUUCUUUCUCUGCUUUGCAGUUUGACACUCACCUUGGCUUUCGUCUGUGGACCUCUCCCAAAAGAGAAAUUUGAGACGUGUGACAGCAAAGGAUUGAGCAACUGCACCAAAAUCGGACGCUCGUGUUACCAGUACUUCCGAGGGCCUCUGUCUUUUUAUUGUGCCAAUGAGUUUUGCAGAAGUCGAGGGUGUGGAGGACACCUGGCUUCAAUCCACAGUUCAAGGGAGAACAACUUGGUCUUUAAUCUUGUGCGGCGAGGGAACCCCUCGAACCCGAGAGGCUGGAUCGGGGGGCUCAGGUUUCCCAAGACUAACCUCUUCAUAUGGUCUGAUGGGACAAAAUGGGAUUAUAAUUACUGGGCAUCAAACCAGCCUGACAACUGGCAAAGCAACGAGGAUUGUGUUCAUUUCACCGAAUACAAUGCCUCACGCUGGAACGACCUGAGCUGCACUACUCCGCAGGGUUUCGUCUGCAAAUUUCACCAUCGAGGCUGAAGACAAGAGGGGCAAUGGAGGAUGAUAACAGCGCUUUUACCACUUUCUGCUUGUUGGAAAUAAAUAAAUAAAUAGUCCUGCAGUGGUAGAAUAGGAGGAGUAAGAAUACACCACGUUAUCGAUGAGUCACGAUACUUUCUUUACAUGAUACAGUAGUGUGCACAUUUAUUAGGUAAGGCUCUGUGAAACCAACCGUAAUGCUAAUCAGAAUGUGUGAAACCAGUCAUAAUGCACCCAUAAUAUGUGAAACCAGCCCUAAUGCUAAUCAGAAUGUAUGAAACCAGUCCUGAUGCUAAUCAGAAUGUGUGAAACCAGCCCUGAUGCUAAUCAGAAUGUGUGAAACCAGCCCUAGAUUACAAUGUUUAAUUCAGAGCUUCAAGACACUCGAAACCACCAGUAGCUGAAAUAUUCAUCUGCUUGACUUAAAGGUUUUGCCCUGCAUUGUAAAAUCAGUUUCAUAGAUCACUAGGCUAUUAACAACGACAGGGUGA